AAAAAAAAGUCUUUUUUUAGAAGAAAAUUUAGGAAAAGGAGGCGAUGAUUAUUAAUACCCUUUAAAAGAAGAAUUAAAAUAGAUAAAGGAUACUGAUAAUGAGAAAUUUAUGAAAAGUUAUUUAAAUAGAUUAGAUGGGAUUAAAUAUAAGUAUUUUGAAAAGGAUAAUAUAGAAAAAGAUAUCCGAGAGGAAAAAAGUUACUAUGAGGGGAUAAUAAAUGAUCCUUACGAGGAUUUUUCUAAAAAAGAAUUUCAAAUAAAUGAUUAACCAUAGACUAAACCAGAUGAAAAUUUAAAAUAAUUCAUAAUAGAACCUAAUAUAUUAAUAAAAAGUAAAAAAAUAUUAAAUUUAGAUGAAAACUAUUAGCUUAAAUACAAAAAUAAAGAUAAUUUUAGACGUAGAAAUAAUUAAUUAGGACUUUUUUUGGAUAAAUUUACGCCUGGAUAGUUAUAAACUUUACAAUAGAAUAAUUUUUAAUUUAAAGAUAAAAACAAUUAAGAUAUAAUAGAAAAUAAAAGAAAGACGUUUGAUUUUAUAUAUUAAAAUCCUUCCAAUUUACCUUUUGUCAAAAUGCAUUAAUAAGUUUUGGAAAAAAAAGAAGACAAAAAUCAAUAAAAUUUUCUAAAUAAAGAAGACUUGGCCAUUUUAUAAAAGACUCCUUUAAUACCACCUAAUAUUUUUUUAAAUAGAUUUUUAUAAAAAGACUUUUUUGAAUAAUAAUAAGAAGAAGAAGAAAAAUAAAUAAGCAAUAAAAUAAUAAUUAAUUAAUAAAAAACAAACUUUACAUCAUAAAAUAUAAUUGGUACUAUGAAUUAAUUCAAUCAGUAUUUUACUAAUAAAUAAUAAACAAGUAAAGCAGAAUUUUUCCUCAAAACUAAUAUUGAAAAACCUGAAAUUUUUUCAAUAAAAUCACUUACAAAUAUUCAAAAAAAUACAUAAAAUAUAUAAAAAAGUACUAUUUAAGAA
Ichthyophthirius multifiliis is the source of this 967-nucleotide messenger RNA. RefSeq lists its product as hypothetical. The record is from RefSeq and is a predicted model, not a curated record. Lineage: Eukaryota; Ciliophora; Oligohymenophorea; Hymenostomatida. The transcript has a single exon.